Scaptodrosophila lebanonensis is the source of this 1532-nucleotide messenger RNA. RefSeq names its product triosephosphate isomerase (gene Tpi). Gene Ontology annotation, cellular component: cytosol. Bases 76 to 1131 code for a protein of 351 amino acids. The transcript has 3 exons. The record is from RefSeq and is a predicted model, not a curated record. Gene Ontology annotation, molecular function: triose-phosphate isomerase activity. NCBI's taxonomy places the organism in Eukaryota, Metazoa, Arthropoda, Insecta, Diptera, Drosophilidae. Gene Ontology annotation, biological process: glycolytic process; glycerol catabolic process; glyceraldehyde-3-phosphate biosynthetic process.
AACAAAUCAGUAAUCAGCACACUCCCCUUACACACACGAGUCUGAAGUGGUAGUCAAAAUUUCGGUUGCAUCACAAUGAUUUUGGUCAAUUUUACGAUUUGCAAUAGUUUUAAUAAGUGUGGACUUAGCCGUAUUAUAGCUAAUUCGAGUUCUGCUGCUUCGGUUUUCGAAUCGCAACGUUCUUUUCACGCUCUGAGCUCGCAGCGGGCCUGUAGUAUGGACAACAACCCAAGCCCUAGCCACAUGACUUUGGAUGUGUUCAAAAGCGUUGUCUCGCAUGCGCUUUUGGGCAAGUUCACAGCUGUUUUUCCAAAGCUUUUCAAGUGCCAGUGGAAGACUUAUGAAGGUCAAAAGAAGUUUUACGCAAAUUUCAGUACAGAUUGCAAUAUGGGUCGUAAAUUCUGCGUGGGAGGCAACUGGAAGAUGAACGGCGACCAGAAGUCCAUCGCCGAGAUCUGCAAGACGCUGAGCGGCGCCCAACUGGACCCCAACACCGAGGUGGUCAUCGGCUGCCCGGCAAUCUAUCUGAUGUACGCACGCAACCUUCUGCCCUGCAACAUUGGUGUGGCCGGUCAGAAUGCCUACAAGGUGGCCAAAGGUGCCUUUACCGGCGAAAUCUCGCCAGCCAUGUUGAAGGACAUCGGCGCCGAUUGGGUUAUUUUGGGGCACUCGGAGCGUCGCGCCAUCUUCAAGGAAUCCGACGAGCUGAUCGCCGAGAAGGCGGCUCAUGCUCUGGCCGAAGGCCUGAAGGUCAUUGCCUGCAUUGGCGAGACUCUGGAGGAGCGUGAGGCUAACAAGACCAACGAUGUGGUGGCACGCCAAAUGUGCGCCUAUGCCCAGAAAAUCAAAGACUGGUCCAACGUGGUGGUUGCCUACGAACCCGUGUGGGCCAUCGGCACCGGCAAAACCGCUACGCCCGAACAGGCUCAAGAGGUGCAUGCCUUCCUGCGCAAGUGGCUCUGCGAGAACAUCUCACCGGAGGUGGCCGAAUCGUUGCGCAUUCAGUAUGGCGGCUCCGUGACUGCUGCCAAUGCCAAGGAAUUGGCCAAGAAGCCCGAUAUCGAUGGCUUCCUCGUUGGCGGUGCUUCACUGAAGCCCGAAUUCGUUGAAAUUAUCAAUGCUAAGAAGUAAAGCCCAUCGACCACGUUCCACCAACGCAGCGCAAAACUGCCCACAAGAAACAAAAUUAAUAUAUAUUGCGUUAGGGGAAAUCGGACAUCGGCCCCUUCUACCUCCACCUCUCGAUUGCAUUAUGCAUACUUGAAAUUAUUAUUGUUGUUAGAUUAGAGCCGGAGGGUAGCAUUGAAAAAUGUGAAACAAAAUUCUUAGUUCAUUGCAAGUACAUAAAGCACAAAAUUGUUGGUAAAAAGUCGUAUCAGAGAUAUAUAUAUAAAUAACUAUUAAUAUAUAUACAAGUAUGUUACUUUAUUUAUUCUGGCAAUAAUUGUUUACACAUGCAUAUUACCUUAAGUUGAUUUGAUUUAAAUCUUUACUCAAAUGCUAAAGUAGCCAAAUAAAUAAUGAUAUUUAUA